Molecule: messenger RNA, 1725 nt
Organism: Cryptococcus amylolentus CBS 6039
Lineage: Eukaryota; Fungi; Basidiomycota; Tremellomycetes; Tremellales; Cryptococcaceae
Exons: 4
Coding region: 19-1725 (568 amino acids)
Source: RefSeq, a predicted model, not a curated record
CUUUGUUUGGCGCGGUGGAUGCAAGGUGGAUGGAGCAAUCAUCCGUCCGAAACUGUUUCCGUUCUCGCAUCCCUCCGAAUCUCCCUCUCUCUAUCCCUCCUCUAUCCUUCCCGCUCUUGCUCCCCCUCUCUUCCUCGCCCAGCUCGCCUCUCGUCAAUCUCGUCAAUUCCGCCGACAGGUCCGCGAAUGCCAUCAAGCCAAAGCGAUCUCUGGCGCCUGUCGUCACAUGAGAAAAACCCCGGUCUGCCUUCAAGCGAGGAUGUCGAAGCAGCGCCGCUCCAACAAGAUGCUCCCUGUUCGAAGGGAAGGAAGCGCGCGCCUUUCGUGCGAAGGGGGCUCAUGGUUUUGACCUUCUUGACGGCUUCCAUAUGGCUAUCACCUCUCAUUGGACGAACACCCAGCCUCACCCGCUACUGGUCCCAGUCAGCCACGCCUCUCGACACCCAGUGCGAUACCCUUCUCACCGCUUCCGCUGGCACUUACACAGUCCGUCUGGAGACUCUCGUCUCGUCCCUCCCCCCAUCCACUGUCUGGGUGGCAGAGCCUGGCGCAUCAGCCUCAUACUUCAUCGGAUCAUUUUCGUCCGAAGAGUGGUGGCUCUCUGAACGCCCAUUCCUCGUCGUUGUCGGUCAGUCGUUUGAUGGCCGUCCCCGGGUGUACCUGGUCACGCCGACGUUCGAAGCCCUCCGAGCGCGUUUGUUGGAGCUUCCCGAGGAGGUACGGCAUAUCGCCCGGUGGGUCGAGUGGAGGGAGGACCAAAGCCCUUACCAGGUUCUUGGCGCUGCCCUCGAAGAUGAUGGCGAGACCUUCGUGCUUGAUCCUAUGGUCCGCCACUUCGUCGGACAAGGCCUGCGGAAAGUACUCCAAGAGGAGACCGACGAGGAGGUAUUGGCGAGCGUCUCUCUCAUCAGAGAACGCAAGACUACCCACGAAGUCGACUUGUUGAGGUGCGCCAACCAAAAGACGCUCCACGCCAUUCGCCAGACGAGAAAGAGAAUGUACUUGGGCAUCAGCGAGUCGCAAACGAGUAACAUACUCGAAGAAGAGAUGGCCAAGACGGGUCUUAUUGGAGGGGAGGGGUUGGUCUUGUUUGGCGAGGAUGCAGCGCUUCCGCAUGGUUCUGGUACCAACCGUCGCCUGGGAGAGUCUGACCUCAUCUUGAUCGAUGCAGGAGGCAAGUGGGGAGGCUAUGUCUCGGACAUUACUCGAACAUUCGCCCUCCCCAAAUCCAAGAUCCCUCAGCACUACAUCGACCUCUGGGAGACGGUCCGGCAAGCUCAAUACGCAGCCUUUGAGUUCCUCAAGGGAACCAACGCCUCCUCUCCACCAAAGCUUGCUGAUCUCGACCGAUCGGCCCGAAACGUGGUGUCAGCCUGGCACCGCUCCGAGCCUUCGUCCUCUUCCCCAGCCGUGGACCCCACGGAUGACGCUUCAGUACCAGAUUUUAGCAUCUUCACCCACCGGCUUGGGCACGGUAUCGGUCUUGAGGGACAUGAAGUGCCAUAUCUCGUCCAAGGGCCUCUCGGCGAGCGACGAGUGCAGAGUGGACAAGUGUUUAGCCUCGAGCCUGGGAUCUAUCUUCCGCAAGACGGUGAGGAGGUGCAUGGCAUGAGGGGUGUGGGGGUGAGGUUGGAGGACUGUUUUAUUGUGACGGAAGAUGAGCAGGGGCGGCUGGGUGGAGAGUGGCUUUCGGGGCCGAUAGGGGCGUGGGGGGAAGAACCCUAA